UUCGGGUUUGCCUCUAUAAAUUCAUCCCCAGCGAUGCAAAAUGCGCCCUUCGUAGCUUCGGUGCAAAGGCGCCCUCGUAGCCGUAGCGCGUAGCGUCCUUGCGAGGCGCGUGCGUGCGUCAGUCGGCCGCAGCCGCGCGACGCCGCUCCACGCCCGGCAUGCUACGCGCCCGGCGCUGCCAACCUCACAGAAUCACCACACAACACCGCGCGCCCCUGUGCCGACGGCGGCAUGUUGGGCGCGCGGCUGAAGUCCUGGAUGGAAGCGCAGCUGGGGCGCGCCAAGAAACGCAAGCAGAAGCAGCGGCUGCCCGCCACCACCGGCCCGCUGCCCGCGCCCCACCUCUCCUCCCCCGAGAGUGCCUACAGCACCGGCUACUCUACAGAUGGCACGUCACCCGGCGCACCUCCGACUACUCUCGCCGCUCCGCUGGUCGCCCCGCCGCCGCCGCCAGCGCCGCCGACUACACAUCUUUACCAUGAGCCGGCUAAGAGACGAUCAAGCGUGGGAGUGCGACGCCCGGUGCCCGAGCCGCCCGUGGUCUGCAUGACCCCGUCCCCGCGGCCCCGCUGUCGGAUCCGAACUAACCCCUGGCUCGGGGCAACUUCACCCAAUCCCCGACGAAGACCCCCGCACCUACUACAUCAGCAGUCGCUUCAGUGUCCACAGCAGACACCUCAGUUACACCAUGCGCCAUACUCUUUGGACUCCCAUCCUGCUAAGUUUAGCAACCGGUCGCCGCACCUGUCGCCCCACUUGUCACCACAGCCUCGGUCCCCGUACUACCGCGAGGGAGCGAGUAGCGACGAGGAGUGCAGGGGAAUGCGCACGCGCGGGAGAGAGACGGCGAUACUGUCGGAUGCUGAUAUAGACUCGGAUGGGGAUACGGGGCUGGAUGGCGGGGAUGAAGAUGAGCCUGAUGAGACUGCGUCGCCGGGGCGACGGCGAGCGAGGAGGAGGCGGCCGCCGCGGCGACCACCACGGUCAGCUGGAGCAACACCACCACGGGCUCGACGUCGGCACGCGCCGUCUGCGCCACCAGUUCGCGAACGCGACCCACUACUGGAGGCCGACCGCGAGGCCGAACGCAAGUACCGCGAGCUCAUUCGCGAGGCCGAAAAACUUCUGGUCACAGUGUCGCGUGCCCCGCUGGAGCCGCCGCAUAAUCCUAGAGUUCGGGAGCUUAGGGCUACGGAGGUGGAAGCCCCCCGCCGCAGCCCCGAGCGCACGCACCUGACCAACUUCAUGCGCGCCAACUCGCCCGAGCCGCGCCGCGUCUCCCCCGCGCCCGCGCGCCGCUCCCCGCUCGCCGCGGCCCCGCAACCCCCGCCCCCGCCCCCGCCGCGCGCCGCCUGCGGGGACAGGCCGCACUCGGAGCCGCCGAAGAGAAAGGCCUACCAGCGGGAUGAGGUCCUGCAAACAUUAGAAGGCCUGCGCAAGAGUCUUCAGCAGCAGUCAGCCCUGCUAGCGGUCCAGCGCACCCGCCUCGACUCUCUAUAGCCUGCAACGGUUCACGUUUCUUCCCGUCCCUGCCAAACCUAUUGUAGACCUCUGUAGCCAAUAGCCAUGUAGCCAAAUAGGCCGUUUACAUAUCAGUUUAAGUGUUGUUGUGUGGGUUUUGUCUUUCCCUGAUGGUUUCAGACUUUUCAGAGGAAAAGUUAGGGUUUCCCUAAAUCUAUCAACGCGCAAUCGGCUCUAGUCGAUCCAUAGCCGCUCGUUAGUGAUAGAUGACGAAGCUUAACGGCCUAGCCACGACAUUGGUCUGAAACGCGACAGGGUGAGCGGCAACCAUACGUGCGAAUGAAAAGUCCCAUCGCUGUGUCUCGUUCCAAAGUAUGGCUGAGCUGUAAGCGUCGUCGUCGCUGAACGCAUGCGUACGCAUGAUCAUACUAACGAGCGAUUUUUGAUUUCGUGUCGAUAGGUUUGGGGAGACCUACGUACGAUGGAUGAAAAGGUGCAUCAACUGUAAGUGCGUGUAGAUGUGUAGCUAUGUGAGAUAUUAACAUAACAUGAACCAAUGAUUUAAGACAAACCACAAAAUAUGCGUUUUAAGUGCCACUGCCACUAUAUACCUAAGGGCAGGUAGGGGCCUAAUCACACGGUGCGAGAUCUCGCAUAUGAGUUUCAUUACAUUGCGGUAUUUGAUGGAUGUGCUGAAUUGGAUGUAGCCUCAUACAGUCUGAAAUGGAACUAACAUCGCUCGCGAGCGCGCUCUGUAAAGAUACCCUUAGAAGAAAGGUAACAUAAGGUCUGAACGCCCUCAAAAUGCCAAAGACAUUGUAAACGGCCAGUAGUUUUCUAUACAUAUUUGUUUUCUAGUCCCUCCUCGUUUUCUAGUGUAGACCUUAGGCUAGUUAGUGUUGUAGUUACUUGUUAUCGUUUCGUAUAGGCGAGGCCAUUUACCUAUCUUCCAAUAAUAAUCGUAGCAUUUCUAUUAGUAUAUAUUAAACGAAAUAGAUGGCGGUUUGUAGUAAAAACUAGAAGAGAUUUUAAAAAUUGUCUUCCGAUUUAGUUAAAUGCAUAAAAACAUAAAGAAAUCUCACAUUUUUCUAGUUAAUUUCGCUUACAUGUGAUCAUUGAUAACUAUGGUGAAGUUCUAUUUAAGUGACUUUACUUAUUUCAAAUUAUUUACUUAUUUAUUUAAUUUA
Messenger RNA from Leguminivora glycinivorella, 2648 nucleotides. RefSeq names its product serine/arginine repetitive matrix protein 1-like. The coding region runs from base 232 to 1500 and encodes 422 amino acids. The transcript has 7 exons. NCBI's taxonomy places the organism in Eukaryota, Metazoa, Arthropoda, Insecta, Lepidoptera, Tortricidae. The record is from RefSeq and is a predicted model, not a curated record.